GGCAGCCGUGUGUAUGUGUUGAGACAGUAGCCAGAACAGGCUUUUAUUCCUUCCUUUUUUUUUAUACAACUAUAUGUCUACAGUUUAUGCUACGCCACAUUUUAAAAGUUUGCCGUCAAGAAGUAAACAGCGCCGCUGCCGUUUGGUUUUUCUCCUGCUGGACGAACCGCAUCGUGGCGAAAAAGCCCAGAAGAAGAAAGAAGGAGAAACAACAUGGGCCGAUAAUUUAAAGAAAAAACAAAAAAAAAAAAAGAAGACGCGACGAUGACUCUCUGGAAGGCUCCGUGAAGCUUAUUUAUUUAUUUUUUUUUAUUUAUUUUUUUUAUUCGCCCUUUUCCUUACCCCAUGUGGAUUUUUUUUACUACAAACUACGGAGGUUAUUUUUAUUUUUUUAAGAUAGCUGGAUUAGAAGGGGACUGAAUGAUGGAGCAAGCCGGCAUCCUGAGAAAGUUUAUCCAGGGGGUGAGGGCCAUGAGCGUGGGGGACGACGAGAGGGGACAGGACAACUUCGGCAGCGACUUUCUGCGAUUACGGAGAUUAUCAACCAAAUAUCGAACAGAGAAGAUCUACCCCACCAAUGUAGGGGAGAGAGAGGAGAACGUGAAGAAGAACAGAUAUAAAGACAUACUGCCAUUUGAUCACAGUCGGGUGAAGCUGGCAUUUAAAACGACAAAUCAGGAUUCAGAUUACAUCAAUGCUAACUUCAUUAAGGGUAUGGAUGGCCCAGAAGCCUACAUUGCAACUCAGGGUCCGCUGCCAAAUACUGUCAUUGACUUCUGGAGAAUGAUCUGGGAGUACAACGUAGCUGUUAUUGUGAUGGCUUGUCGAGAGUUUGAGAUGGGCAGGAAAAAGUGUGAGCGGUAUUUCCCUCAGCUCGAUGAACAGCCUGUGAGUUUUGGCCCUUUCAGAAUCUCCUGUGAAACCGAGCAGGCCAGAACAGAUUAUUUUAUCAGGACUCUCAUUGUGGAGUAUGAGAAUGAAUCCAGGAGGAUAACUCAGUUCCAUUAUAUGAACUGGCCUGAUCAUGACGUCCCCUCCUCCUUUGAUUCUAUACUUGAUAUGAUCGGCCUAAUGAGAGAAUACCAAGAGAAUGAUGACAUCCCUAUAUGUGUUCACUGCAGUGCAGGCUGUGGGAGGACGGGUGCUAUCUGUGCUAUUGACUACACGUGGAACCUACUGAAAGCUGGGAAAAUACCAGAAGAUUUUAAUGUGUUCCGGUUGAUUCAAGAAAUGAGGACGCAGCGACAUUCUGCUGUUCAGACAAAGGAGCAGUACGAGCUGGUUCAUAAAGCCAUCGCUCAGCUUUUUGAGAGGCAACUACAACUACUGGAGAGCCCCACCAGCACACAGAUACACGACGGCAUGGAUGAAAGCAGUCUGGACAAAGCAGGCCAGCAGUCAGAUGAGGACAGAUGGGACACGCCGCCUCCGAAACCUCCUCGCAUCCGCAGUUCCCAGGUAGAGGGUGAUGUUAAAGAGGAGAUUCUCCAGCCCCCAGAGGCCCACCCAGUGCCCCCCAUUCUGACCCCGUCUCCCCCGUCAGCCUUCCCCACCGUCACUAAUGUACGGCAGGACAACGACCGCUACCACCCCAAACCUGUGAUACACCUCUUGGCUACCACACAGCACAACGUGACACAGAAUCAAGAUGUGGAUCAACAGCAGAACCAGUCAGAGGCCAGUACAACCACACAGACUACCCCGUCCACGCCAAAGGACCCGGAUCUCUUAGGUCCAAAACAGCAGAGCCAGGUCUUAAAUCUAGAUCUCAAUGACAACUAUAACAACAAGCUGAUCUCACCGUCAGCUAAAUUGGAAUCAAGCCACAUCCACACCCCCUCCUCUCCCCUGUCCCCGGCCCUAGAAUGUUCUGGUGCUCCUCGGAUUGAGAGGAAACUGAGCAUUGAGAUUAAGAAGGUGCCGUUGCAAGAAGGACCUCGCAGCUUCGACACAUCCCCUUCCAUGGGAGUGGCCGGUGGCCUCGGCACCGGCUCGACGAAUAACACAAGCAUGCUUCAACGGAGCCACGCCUUCAAAUCCCGUUCUGGCCAGUCCUUGCUGACAUCUAGCUCCUCGCUGUCAGAAGACUCUGGCACAGAGGGAGGAUCAGGUGGAUUUGGAGAGAGUCAAGUUGAUGCUUGCCUGCCUACCAGACCAAACCACCUUCCUAUGAAAGGUGGAGAGAAAGAGGAGGCGCAGGGAGGAGAGACAACUGAUCUCAAAGCCGGCCAUGCAGUGUGGGCUCAGCCCUGUAGCAGCCCAGACAAACGGUUCCCAAAGACCUCCUCGUCUUCUUCCUCCUCAGACCAUGUUGUUCCAUCUUCAUCCUCCUCCUCUCAUAUCUCCUCCUCUUCCUCCUCAUCCUCAUCCACUCCUGUUAGGACUGCCCUGAGUUUUACCAACCCCCUGCACUCUGAUUACUCAGACGAAGACGGGGAUGGAGAGAUGUCUGGUGGAAGAGAUUUUCGUACGAAUGUUUCCACAGUGAUGGCAGUUGUAACUUCGACCUCUCACCACGGAGACCAGCAGCUGGUCCGCAAGGUGCUGCCCAUGUCCAUUGCAGGGCAGGACACUCCAUUACCUACUGCAGCUACAGCAAAUCCUAUGGACAUGACGACGUCAGCCUCUGCUGAAUGUAGCGGAUCACACAAAGAUGUCGCAGAGUGUAUUAAGAAGACGUAUCCUGUGGAUCCCAAGUCUGCUGACAGCAAGCCAGACCCCUGUGGAGUUCGGUAACCGCUGCAUUCACCCCAUAGGCCCUUGAGAAGCCCUGGUGGAGUGGACGUGAUGGAUCGCUCCUUGUCUGACCACCUACUUCAUCACCCCUUGUCAGGAGAUGGACUUUUCAGGUCUCACCUGGCUGGUCCAAAACCAUGUUCAUAGAUGCUACAGACUUUUUUUUUUUUUUUUUUUUUAGUUGAAACGGCUUCUGUGUGCCAGCACCUUCUCAAGACUGAACUGCUCCUCCUCCUGCACCUCCUGUUGCUCCUCUGCUCUCCGUUCCUCACAGUGUUGCUGUGAAAAGCAGAACAUCUUCUCACAUUCAGGCCCACUGAUUAUAAGGAGUUUCCGUUUCUGGAAGCUGACCUGGGAUCAGUCCAGUUAUAGUGUAAUUCCUGUUGUUUUCGGUGGCUGUCGGUAAACAGAGGAUGUUGUGUCCUCUGACAAGAAAGUGUUAGAUUUUAAAGUUUUUCUUCUUGGAGCUGGAAACACGUGAUGGUGUUCAUGUUACAUGAACGCAGGAGGAGCAGAUGGACGUUAAACGAGCUCUCCUGAAGUCGGUAGACAGAGAACUUUGCCUCACACCAAAAGAGGAAAAGAUUUUAAAGGAGAAAUCGUCUUUGAAUC
Messenger RNA from Thalassophryne amazonica, 3348 nucleotides. Its product is annotated as tyrosine-protein phosphatase non-receptor type 12-like. The record is from RefSeq and is a predicted model, not a curated record. NCBI's taxonomy places the organism in Eukaryota, Metazoa, Chordata, Actinopteri, Batrachoidiformes, Batrachoididae. Gene Ontology annotation, cellular component: cytoplasm; nucleus. Gene Ontology annotation, molecular function: non-membrane spanning protein tyrosine phosphatase activity. The transcript has 17 exons. Bases 421 to 2736 code for a protein of 771 amino acids. Gene Ontology annotation, biological process: peptidyl-tyrosine dephosphorylation.